Messenger RNA from Diospyros lotus (date-plum), 1007 nucleotides. RefSeq names its product floral homeotic protein DEFICIENS. The record is from RefSeq and is a predicted model, not a curated record. The transcript is spliced from 7 exons. Gene Ontology annotation, molecular function: RNA polymerase II cis-regulatory region sequence-specific DNA binding; protein dimerization activity; DNA-binding transcription factor activity, RNA polymerase II-specific. NCBI's taxonomy places the organism in Eukaryota, Viridiplantae, Streptophyta, Magnoliopsida, Ericales, Ebenaceae. Gene Ontology annotation, cellular component: nucleus. Gene Ontology annotation, biological process: positive regulation of transcription by RNA polymerase II. Bases 144 to 860 code for a protein of 238 amino acids.
UUACGAACCACUGUACGCCUUUCACCGAUUUGGCAAUUCUUUCCAUUUCCGGCAACCCCUUCAUCUUCUUCCUCUCUUUAAUCCAUCCCACCGCCCUGCCUUCUUCAUUAAACCCAUCUCGAGAUCCAGAUUGCGAGAAGAGCAUGGCGAGGGGGAAGAUCCAGAUCAAGAGGAUCGAGAACUCGACCAACCGGCAGGUCACCUACUCGAAGCGCCGGAAUGGGUUGUUCAAGAAGGCCAACGAACUCACCGUUCUUUGCGACGCCAGGGUCUCCAUUAUCAUGGUCUCCAGCACCGGCAAGAUCCAUGAGUACAUCAGCCCCACCGCUACAACGAAGCAGCUGUUCGAUCAGUACCAGAAGACCUUGAACACCGAUCUUUGGAGCUCUCACUACGAGAGAAUGCAAGAGAACUUGAAGAAGCUGAAGGAAGUGAACAGGAAUCUGCGAAGGCAGAUCAGGCAGAGAAUGGGGGAGAGUUUGAAUGAUCUGAACUUCAACGAAAUGCAUGGCCUCGAGGAAGACAUUGAGAGUUCCUUGAAGGUCAUUCGUGAGCGAAAGUACAAGGUGAUUGGUAACCAGAUUGAAACUUACAAGAAAAAGAUGAGAAAUGUGGAGGAAAUAAACAGAAAUCUAAUGCAUGAAUUUGGUGCAAGAGAGGAUGAUCCACAUUAUGGACUAAUCGAUAAUGGGGUCGAUUACGAACAUGCUCUUGGAUUCUUGAAUGGUGGCCCUCGCAUGCUCGCCUUGCGCCUCCAGCCUCACCACCACACCCUUCAUUCGGGGAUAGGAUCUCAUCUCACGAUGGGAUCCCAUCUCACGACAGAUUCUCAUCUUACAACGCAUGCAUUACUUGAGUAGUUGUUAGAUAGGUCAUCAUUUAACUAGUUGGAGACUUAAACAUGACUUUGUGAUAAGUAAUCAAACUGGUACUACUUUUCUCAAGCAAAAUGUGUCUCGUUCAUGCUUAUAUGUCAAGUUAUCUUUAUGAAUUUAUUACUUAUCGUC